AUGCUUCAAACAUUAUUAAAAUGGAAGGAGGAAAACCCAUUAUGGGUAGUUGCACCACAUAUUGAGACAGUAUCAAGAAAGCUAAAUUCUUUAUUAUGGCUUUCUCCAGCACAAAGGUCCCUUUAUGAGCAGUUUCAUGAUGUGGUAAUUAUGGAUACAACUGCAAAUACGAACCAAUUCCAGAUGAUGCUUUUUAUUGUUGCCAUAAUAGAUAAUAAUUUUAGAACAAGGAUUGUAGCUAGUUGCAUCAUUGAAGAUGAAACAUUGGAUACUUUUAAGUGGAUUUAUGAAACACUGCUUGAGAAAACUAGUGUUAUUCCUAUGGUAAUAUUUACCAAUAGUAAUCCCACAAUGAUAAAUGCAAUUAAUCAAGUUGACAAUAUAUUAAAGAAAUUUCUUACACCAAUUAUGCUUGGUAAACAGAGGGAUCAAAUGAAUGCAAGUGUCUGCUAUGAUGUUAUACAAGUUUAUAAUUGGCAUAGUUUAAUUGAGAAAGACGUUGAUAAUAAAGAAAUCAGGCUUUGGAUUAGAGAACAGGAUUACGACACAAGACAAAUUUUAUUUACAUCUUUAAUUGAAUUAAUAUCAGAAGAAAUGAUUACUCAAGUCUGGCAUGUUCAUCCUAAUAUUACUCCAAAUGACCUUUUUCUUCAAAUGCCUGCGAUUUCUAUUUCUGUGCCUGUUCAACAAGAACCUAUGCCAUCCAAGACAAUUUAUGUGGAACUAUUUGGAGUAUCCAAAAAAGUAGUUGAUGUUGCGAUUAAAGCUAAUGCUUACAAAGAAUUAUCUGAGGUUUUAAAAAACUUUCUUUGUGAAACACAAAGCAAAGUAAAUGAUCAGCAACAAGAUAUAGAUAGUAUUAAUGUUAUUAAUCCAUUUAUCACAAAACACAAAGGAUGUCCUCCUAAAAGAUUUAAAUCUGCUGUUAAGUCUAAAGAAAAGUAUCCAUUAAAAAAUAGUACACAACUUAAUAUAGUUAAUAAAAAUCCUAAUGAAGAUAAAAAGAGUUUAAAUUUUAAUAAAGGUCAGAAGUGCAGUAAAUGUGGUCAAGCAGAUCAUUAUGCUAAAACUUGUACAAAAAAUGAAUAA
Cetraspora pellucida is the source of this 1089-nucleotide messenger RNA. NCBI's taxonomy places the organism in Eukaryota, Fungi, Glomeromycota, Glomeromycetes, Diversisporales, Gigasporaceae. The record is from the annotation of a GenBank genome assembly.